UCAUGAAGGUCUUUGUAGUGCUUGCAUUAGCGUUAGCUUGCGUUUCAGCUGCUUCUAUACCCGAAACUCCAGUUUCUCUUAAGGACAUAAACAGCGCUAAAGUAAUUGAAGGUCGUAUCACUAAUGGAAAUGAAGCUUAUCCCGGUUUAUUUCCUUACCAAGUUGGCUUAUCGCUAACAUCUGCACGUGGAUCAACUUGGUGUGGUGGUUCUUUAAUUGGCAAUGAAUGGGUAUUGACAGCUGCUCAUUGCACUGAUGGCGCAUUCUCUGUAACCGUUUAUUUGGGAAGCACUGUUCACUCUGUUGCCGAAAUUGUUCACACUGUUAGCUCUAGCUCCAUUAUUCAACAUUCUCAAUAUAACCCCUACACUUUUGCUAAUGAUCUGUCUUUGAUCAGAAUUCCUGAAGUUACAUAUACUGAGGAAAUUCAACCUAUUAGCUUACCAGCUAUUUCUAAUGAAUAUUCAACCUAUGCUAAUCAAUAUGCCAUCGCAUCUGGUUGGGGAAAAACCCAUGAUUUUAGUGGAGCUGCAACGACAUUGAAUUAUGCUUAUCUUCUUGUUAUUGCAAAUGAUGUGUGUGCUCAAGCUUAUGGCAACCAGGUUGUUACUGGCAAUACACUUUGUGUUGCAACGACCGGCGGUACUUCCACUUGCCAAGGUGAUUCUGGCGGUCCAUUAGUUGUGGACUCUAAACUUAUUGGAGUUACAUCGUUUGUUUCUUUAGCUGGUUGCCAAUCUGGACGUCCAUCUGGAUUUGUUCGUGUAACCAGCUACUUGGACUGGAUCAAGUUCUACACCGACAUAUCCUACUAAUUAAUCAAUGUAAUUAAGCUUUAAAA
Molecule: messenger RNA, 841 nt
Organism: Calliphora vicina (urban bluebottle blowfly)
Lineage: Eukaryota; Metazoa; Arthropoda; Insecta; Diptera; Calliphoridae
Product: collagenase-like
Exons: 2
Coding region: 3-815 (270 amino acids)
Biological process (GO): proteolysis
Molecular function (GO): serine-type endopeptidase activity
Source: RefSeq, a predicted model, not a curated record